Molecule: messenger RNA, 887 nt
Organism: Oryza brachyantha (malo sina)
Lineage: Eukaryota; Viridiplantae; Streptophyta; Magnoliopsida; Poales; Poaceae
Product: dirigent protein 22-like
Exons: 1
Coding region: 71-625 (184 amino acids)
Source: RefSeq, a predicted model, not a curated record
CGUUUGCUCGCUUCUCCCAACCAACCAACAUAAAUAGCAAACCUUCCCCGGCCGCCGCGCCAGCCAUUGCAUGCCAUCGAUCGACCACCAACCCGCCCAAGAACCAACCACCACAGCCAUGGCCGCCGCCGUGCUCGUCGUCCUCGUCCUAGCCGUGGCCGGCGCAGCCCGUGCGGAGACGACGACGCACAUCAAGGUGUACUGGCACGACGUGGUGAGCGGGGCGAGCCCGACGGCGGUGCAGGUGGCGCGGGCGGCGACGACGAAUUCGUCGGCGAGCUUCUUCGGCGCCGUGGUGGUCAUCGACGACCCGCUGACGGAGGGCCCCGACAUGAAGAACUCGGCGCCGGUGGGCCGCGCGCAGGGCACCUACAUCAGCGCCGGCAAGGACAAGGUGGCGCUGCUCAUGAACAUGAACUUCGUCUUCCAGUCCGGCAGGUACAACGGCAGCACCGUCGCCAUCAUGGGCCGCAACGAGGUCUUCUCCGCCGUCCGCGAGAUGGCCAUCGUCGGCGGCACCGGCGUGUUCAGGUGGGCGCAAGGCUACGCCCAGGCCAGGACGCACACCCUCGACAUGAAGACCGGCGACGCCACCGUCGAGUACAACCUCUACAUCAAGCAUUGAUCCACACUCAUUGUAUACUACUGCCUGUACCGCUCGCCAUUGUAUUUCUUGUAUACUACUGCCUCUCGACUUUUUAUAUCAAAUUUUCAAAUGAAUAGUUAUAUAUAUAUAAAAAUAAAAAAAUUAGGAGUGCAUACAGCAUUUGCAAGUUAGUUUGUGAGAACUAUAUGUAUGUGUAGGAGUGUCAAAGCGUUAUCACCUCUCUUGGAGGCCACACACAUGUAUUAUCGGAAUUUUUCUAUGGAUCCGUAUAUUGAUUAAA